Molecule: messenger RNA, 654 nt
Organism: Diaporthe amygdali
Lineage: Eukaryota; Fungi; Ascomycota; Sordariomycetes; Diaporthales; Diaporthaceae
Exons: 2
Coding region: 1-654 (217 amino acids)
Molecular function (GO): nucleic acid binding
Source: RefSeq, a predicted model, not a curated record
AUGGACAUGGACCGAAACCCAAGUGACGGACCGGACGAGCCACACGAAGAGGCGUUCUACGCAAUACUGACCACAACACUCAGCCGCGGCAUGGCCGAGGACCUCUGCCAACAUAUCCGCAACGACGGCUUGGGCGCCUUCUCUGACCAGCAUUGGGAGUUUGUACGGAGCCGCAAGGCACAUGGGUGGGGAUUCAGGAACCAUAGUCUUCAGAAUGAUAGUCACAUUGUUGCUACUGUCUCCCAUGGCAACCGUUGCCGCGUUCACGAAAGGUUCAAAAUUGAUGAGAGGAAAGCUCGGAAACGACCCGGGGCAGACAGGCCACACACGAUGAUCGUGCAGAAGGACGGGGGCGAGGUUCUUGUUGAGGGACUGAUGCCUUUCCAAGAUCGUUGGCUGUACAGCACCGUGUUGGAGGUUUUCCAGGGCUUCGAGGUGGCGUCGAUAUUCAAACUAGACACGCAUCAAACCGACAAACUCUCGUGUCUUGUCGAAUUUGUGAGACCCGGGGAGGCAGAGCGAGCAGAGGCACUAGCCAAUGGGGACGUGUACAAUGGGACAUACUUGGUGUGCAAGGUGAUAAAGCCCUCACGCGGGUUUCCAGGUUUCGGGCAGCAAAAAGCGGAACAUAUGGACCCGACUGUGAGGCUUUGA